CAUAAUGGGUUUUUUCUUUCUGUUAACCUGUGUAAUGUCUCUUAUUUUUCAGACUACCUGCUCUCUAACAACUAUGUAAAUUCUAUUAUCGUCCACAAAUUUGACUUUUCUGAUGAGGAGAUCAUGGCAUAUUACAUAUCAUUUUUGAAAACUCUUUCCCUGAAACUCAACAAUCAUACUGUACAUUUCUUUUAUAAUGAGCAUACUAAUGACUUCGCCUUGUACACUGAAGCUAUUAAAUUUUUUAACCACCCAGAAAGCAUGGUCAGGAUUGCUGUUAGGACUAUAACUUUAAAUGUAUACAAAGUGUCAUUGGACAACCAACCUAUGCUGCAUUACAUUAGAGAUAAAACUGCUGUCCCUUAUUUCUCCAACCUCGUUUGGUUUAUUGGAAGCCAUGUGAUAGAACUGGAUAACUGUGUGCAGACUGAUGAAGAGCACAGAAAUAGGGGCAAACUGAGUGAUCUGGUAGCAGAACAUCUUGAUCAUUUACAUUACCUUAAUGAUAUCCUUAUCAUUAAUUGUGAAUUUUUAAAUGAUGUCCUGACAGACCACCUACUUAAUAGGCUCUUUCUUCCCCUCUACGUGUAUUCACUAGUAAAUCAAGAUAAGGGUGGUGAGCGUCCAAAAAUAAGUCUCCAAGUUUCUCUCUAUCUUCUUUCUCAAGUUUUUCUAAUUAUACAUUACGCCCCUUUGGUGAACUCAUUGGCUGAGGUUAUACUUAAUGGUGACCUCUCGGUGUUUUCUUCUAAAGUUGAGCAAGAUAUACAGAAAAACUCAGCAAAGUCAAGUAUCAGAUGUUUCAUAAAACCAACAGAAACACUUGAGAGGUCUCUUGAAAUUAACAAACAGAAGGGGAAGAAAAGGGUGCAGAAAAGACCAAACUAUAAAAAUGUUGGUGAAGAAGAUGAAGAGGAGAGAGGAUCUGAAGAUAACCAAGAUGACCUAGAUAAAACUAAAGGUACAGAAGCAAUUUCAAAGGGCAUCAGAACAAGCAGUGAAAAUGAAGAAAUCGAGAUGGUAAUCAUGGAGAGAUGUAAACUGUCAGAAUUGUCUAUCUCUACUGUGACAGAACAGAAUACAACAGAUGAAGAAAAGAGUGCAGCUGCCUCUGGGAGUGAGAUAACAAACUGGAACAGACCUUUUCUUGAUAUGGUCUAUAAUGCACUGGACUGUGCUGAAGAUGAUUACUAUGCCCUCUUUGUGCUCUGUCUUCUAUAUGCAAUGUCACACAACAAAGGAAUUGACCCAGUCAAGCUGGAGAGAAUUCAACUUCCAGCUCAACAUGCUGAAGAGAGAAAUUCAUAUAAUCAUGUACUUGCAGAAGGGCUCAUAAGGAUAAUGAAUUAUGCUGCGCAACCAGAUGGAAAAAUCCGUUUGGCAACUUUAGAACUUGGCUGUCUGUUGCUGAAGCAGCUUGUGUUUUCUAAAAAUGGCAGCAUCAUAAAAGAUGUUCACCUUGCUUGCCUUGAGGGUGCAAGGGAAGAAAGUGUUCAUCUCCUUCGUCGUUUCUAUAAGGGAGAAGAAAUUUUUCUGGAUAUGUUUGAAGAUGAAUACCGGAGUAUGACAAUUAAACCCAUGAAUGUAGAGUACUUGAUGAUGGAUGCCUCAAUACUGUUGCCUCCAACGGGGACACCACUGACUGGUAUUGAUUUUGUGAAAAGAUUGCCUUGUGGAGAUGUGGAAAGAACACGAAGAGCAAUCAGAGUUUUCUUUAUGCUCCGUUCGCUAUCACUGCACUUGCGAGAUGAACCAGAAACUCAGUUACCACUCACAAGGGAGGAAGAUCUGAUAAAGACAGAUGAUGUUCUUGACUUGA
Molecule: messenger RNA, 1819 nt
Organism: Pelecanus crispus (Dalmatian pelican)
Lineage: Eukaryota; Metazoa; Chordata; Aves; Pelecaniformes; Pelecanidae
Source: RefSeq, a predicted model, not a curated record